AUGUCCAUUGUAGAACCUCUUUUCAAAAUCAGAUUCAUCGACUCUCUAAAUUUCAUUCCCACGGCCCUUGCUGAUAUGCCUAAAGCGUUUGGAGAAACAGAACUUGUCAAAGGUCAUUUUCCUCAUUUGUACAACACAUUAGAAAAUCAAUCGUCGGAACUCAACCAUUUACCCACCAUAAAGUAUUAUAGCCCUGAUAGUAUGAAGCACGAUGCACGCAAGACUUUUAUUCAAUGGUACAACGCAAACUUUCAAAAGCCUUUUGUGCUACAGACAGAACUGUUGCGUUACUGUCGAUCUAAUGUCGAUGUGCUUCGGAAGUGUUGUCUUAAGUUUAGGACACUUUUCAAAGACCUCACCAAAACCCGAGAUAAUGAUGGGAUAAAUCCUUUUGAAAAAUGUAUCACAAUAGCUUCGGCUUGCAACCUAGUGUUCAGGACGCUUUUCCUCGACCAUGAAACUAUCGGCAUCAUCCCAUCUCACGGUUACCGGCCUGAGGCCAAACAGUCUGUAUUGGCUUAUCAAUGGUUAUCCUUCCUUGCGUUUGAAAGAAACAUUUAUAUUCAACAUGGUCGGAAUAAGGGGGAGAAACAGAUAGGGCCAUACAAAGUUGACGGGUACUAUGAGACAGAAGACGGUCGGAAAGUUGUUCUAGAGUUUCAGAGUGAUUUCUGGCAUGGAUGUCCAAAAUGCUUUUCCAAAAGCACGAUCAAUCCUGUGAAUGGGUUAUCCAUGUCUGAAUUAUACAUGAAUACCCUUGAAAAACAGUUAUAUCUUGAAUCAGAAGGUUAUCACUACGAAUGUAUCUGGGAAUGUGAUUUCAAGAAGAAGUUGGAAUCAAAUCCUACAAUGAAAGAGUAUAUUGAUUCUUUGGAAAUAGCUCUACCCUUAGAACCGAGAGAUGCUUUCCAUGGUGGACGCACUGAAGCAUUCAAAAUGUAUGCAGAGUCCACAGAAGACAAACAUAUUCGAUACUUCGAUGUCACAUCCCUUUACCCCUUCAUUAAUAAAACAGGAAAAGUUCCCUUUGGUCAUCCACAGAUUAUCACUGAAAAUAUUGAGGAUAUAAACAAUUAUGAAGGUUUAAUAAAAUGUAAGGUUCUACCACCAAAGAAACUGUAUAUCCCCGUUUUACCAACAAAGUGCAACGGAAAACUUAUGUUCAGUCUAUGUCGUACUUGCAGUGAAACAUAUGACAAUGACGUGUGUCAACACAGUGAUAAUGAUAGAGCCAUAACAGGCACUUGGGUCACAGAUGAAGUGAAAAUGGCUUUAUCCCAGGGCUAUAGAUUACUAAAAGUUUAUGAAGUUUGGCAUUUUGAUGAAAUUUCCCAGUAUGAUCACAACACCAAAACGGGUGGGCUUUUUACAGAAUACGUUAACACUUUUCUGAAGGUGAAACAAGAAGCCAGUGGUUGGCCAGACUGGUGUAAAACAGGAACAGACAAGCAAAUGUAUAUUCAAGAGUAUUUUGAGAGGGAAGGUAUUUUGCUAGAGUAUGAUAAGAUUGAAGAAAAUCCUGGUCUAAGACUGUUAGCCAAAAUAAUGUUGAACUCGUUCUGGGGGAAAUUUGGCCAACGUUCAAACUUGAUACAAACAAGCUUUAUUGACGACCCGGUUCAGUUCAUAGAUAUGAUGAACUCUGAUAAGCAAGAAGUUAAAAACGUACGUUUCAUAAACGAAGAAGCAGUCCAACUAGACUGGGCAUAUAAUAACGAUUUUAUAGAAGCUUCAUGUAGGACCAAUGUAGUUGUGGCCGCUUACACAACUGCUCAAGCCCGAUUAAAACUAUACAGUUAUUUGCAACCAUUAGGUGACAGAGUUCUUUAUUGUGAUACCGAUUCUGUUGUGUUCACCUCUUCCCAGGGUGAGUGGGAUCCUCCUUUAGGUGACUUCCUUGGUAAUUUGACGGAUGAAGUCCCAAACAAUCAAAUAACUAAAUUUGUGACCGGAGGACCCAAGAACUACGCAUUUUGUCUAGCGAGACCAAACAAAAAGGGCCAGUCUUCCAUUUGUAAAGUCAGGGGGAUUACAUUAAAUUUCAAAAAUUCCCUAGAUAUCAAUUUUGAUACAUUAAAAGAAAUGAUUACGGGACAGAAACAAAACACUUGCCUUAAGGUGGUAAAUGAAAAUAAGAUAACCAGAAAUACAGAUACAUGUGACAUUAUUACAAAGACUGAAACCAAAGAUUAUUGA
Mercenaria mercenaria is the source of this 2196-nucleotide messenger RNA. RefSeq lists its product as uncharacterized. NCBI's taxonomy places the organism in Eukaryota, Metazoa, Mollusca, Bivalvia, Venerida, Veneridae. Gene Ontology annotation, biological process: DNA replication. Gene Ontology annotation, molecular function: DNA-directed DNA polymerase activity; nucleotide binding; DNA binding. The coding region runs from base 1 to 2196 and encodes 731 amino acids. The transcript has a single exon. The record is from RefSeq and is a predicted model, not a curated record.